Rotaria sp. Silwood1 is the source of this 1056-nucleotide messenger RNA. Lineage: Eukaryota; Metazoa; Rotifera; Eurotatoria; Philodinida; Philodinidae. The record is from the annotation of a GenBank genome assembly.
AUGGUUUGGGCUAUGGAAAAUCCAAGAUUCCCAACUGACAGAGCUCGUCGAGUUCUACUUUCGAACUCUCUGGAACAGCUGAAGCACCUUCCUGGACAAAUAUCGGCUGGAUUUACUAACCAUAUGGUUCUUCAAAUAAAUGAAAUUAAAUUUAAAGAACAAAUUUAUAUCGAUGAAAAUUGUGUCUUAUCAGCUGAUGUUUAUAAUACAAUGAUUAAUGAUAUUAGUUUACGUGACAUCAAUGAACAACAACAGAAAAAAAAUCAAAUCAAUUUCGAGAAAACAAUUGUUCAAGAUGAUGAUAAUUCAUGUCGGCCAACAUUUAAUGAUAUUAUAAAGUUACAUGAUGGUAAAAUAUCAUUUUUCGAUGAAUUAGAAGAUGAUGAAUACAAUGAAAAUAUGGUCAACCAACAAAUAGAAAAUGAUAUUAAUGAUGAAAAUCCAAUUAUUGAACCUAAUGAUAAUUAUUCAGGUGUUAUUCCUAGUCAAAAUGUAUCUGAACCUAUUAGUAAUAAUGAUCUUACAAUGUCUAAAAGAUAUAUUAUAACAAGUCUAACGACUCUUUCAAAUAGAAUUACUUCAUUGGAAAGAAACUUUAACGAACGAUUAAAUAAUGUCAAUAAACAAUUAAAUCGAUUAGAAAAUAAUGUCAAUAAAAGAUUGAGUAACAUGGACAAUACUAUAAAUCUAAUAUAUGAAAGACAAGCAGUACAAUAUUUAUUAAGAUCACUAUCUACUGAUUAUUUAAUUACAUGUGAACACUUGGAAACUCAAACAUUUUCGGCAAAUGAAUCUCAUUUGGCAUUAAAAUUUUUUCGUUUUGUAUCGAAACAAUUAAUUAAAUAUUAUUCAGAUCGAUGGUCAUUCUAUAAUAAUAUUAUUAAAAAAUUAAGUUUAAAACCAAAAUGUAUUGAAAUUAAUUUGUUAAGUUUUGGUAGAUUACAAAAAUAUCUAGAUAAACGUAAGAAAAUACAUUUUAUUGAAUCAUCAACAUCAUUACAUGUUAUUAAUAAAACAAAUAACAGAUCAUCGCGCAACAUCGCCUAUUUAUUUUGA